Biomphalaria glabrata is the source of this 4661-nucleotide messenger RNA. RefSeq names its product TPR repeat-containing protein DDB_G0287407-like. The transcript is spliced from 27 exons. Gene Ontology annotation, molecular function: protein binding. The coding region runs from base 122 to 3910 and encodes 1262 amino acids. NCBI's taxonomy places the organism in Eukaryota, Metazoa, Mollusca, Gastropoda, Planorbidae. The record is from RefSeq and is a predicted model, not a curated record. Gene Ontology annotation, cellular component: Cul4-RING E3 ubiquitin ligase complex.
AUAUCUAAACACUUCAACGUUGCUUUGCAAUGCAUUUUUUUUUUUUCAGAGAGAUAGAUCUAGAUCAAUAGAUAGUUUUAAAUGCCAGAAAGGGUGCACCUGUGGCCCGAAUUUGUAGAAAAUGAGCAAGAUGAAGUUGAAAGAUUCAAAGACAUUGCGAUUAUUUUUCUCAUCUCCCUUCGGUGGCAUGGAGGAAGAGAGAGAAGAGCUUACAAGGAAGUAUUUCCCCCAGUUUCAACAUUUGUGUAAUUCCCGCGGCAUUCAGUUUGUUCCCGUGGAUAUGAGAUGGGGAAUCACAUCAGAAGCUGCAGACAAUGCUCAAGUUAUAAACAUUUGUCUCAGGGAGAUUGAUAGAUCAGAUGUUUUUAUAGGAUUCUUUGGCCAGCGUUAUGGAUGGCAUGGAGAGUCAGAUGAACUUUUGCAGCGCAACUUUGACAAUGCCAUGCAAAAAUAUCCUUGGUUGGUUAACUACAGAGGGAAAAGUGUCACAGAGCUGGAGUUCUUGCAUGGGCAUUUAAAUAAUCCUGGGGCAAUUCCAGCAUCCAUAUGCUUUAGAGACAAGGCUUACGAUGAAGCUGUGCAACAAGAAUGCUUAGCAAAAGAUAAAAAGUCAAAAAUGGUGAAAUACAUGGCUGAAAGUGAUCACUCUACAAUGUUAAUGAAAGAUCUGAUCCAAAGAGUUAAGGAGACUGAAUCAAAGUGUCUUGGUUUGUUACUAGAUUAUAAAAAUCCUAUUGAGGGAGCUAAAUUUAUGUUUGAAAGUGUUUGGGAGUGUUGUAAAGAGCUAGUCUCUGGUAGCGAAUCUCAAGUUGUAAGCCAACUAGAGCAGAACAGACUAUUUCAUGACACGUUUAUGGCAUUCAGAACAUCUCUAUAUUAUGGUGGUGAAGUUUAUUUUGAUCAACUUAGACCUGAUUCAUUAAAGGAUCACCCAACAGUUCUAGUCAGAGGGUCAGCUGGUUGCGGAAAAUCAGCAUUGUUGGCUAAUUAUGUAAAAUGGCUGAAAGAAAGUGAAGAAGAGAUCAAUUUAAUCUAUCACUUUGUAGGCUGUGCUCAAGGAACUACCAAUUCAAAAAGUAUUCUUCAGCGCAUUUUGUCUGAACUGCAGCACAUCAAUGGCACAGAGACUAAAGAGGAUUCUAGUGCUGCACAGUCUUUGGCUCAAACUAAAGUCAGCAACAAAUUUCAUGAGAUUUUCCUCAAAGUAAAAACUGAGAUGCAACAAGCAUCUUCUAAUGGCAAGAAUGUUCUUAUUAUAAUAGAUGGCUUAGAGAAAGUCAAUGCAUCGUCUAAAACAGAAAAGCAUCUUUACUGGAUACCAGAAGAGUUUCCACCUGGAGUUUCAUUGAUAGUCUCCACUGAAAACACUGACCUAAACACAAUUGAUCUCCUGGUUCACCAAAAACAUUUUUAUGACAUUGAAAUUCUUCCAUUAGAUACAGUCACUCAGGAAAUCAUUUCUAAGGAAACUUUAUUAAUAAAAGGUAAAGAGUUGUCUCCACAUCAGCUUGAGAGAAUAGUGAGAGUUGAACAGACUAAGAAUCCACUAUUUCUUAAAAUUGUUUUAUCUGAAAUCUCCAUUUAUGGUUAUUUUAGAUUGCUGGACAAGAAAAUUGACUCCCUCAUAUAUUGUGAUGGUGUAAAAGAUCUACUUACCAAAGUCCUAGAAAGACUGGAAGAAGAUUAUAAUUCUAAUAAUUUAAACAGCCCAUUAGUGCAACAGGUUCUGAGUGCUAUUGCUGUCUCUCACUGUGGUUUAUCAGAAGAAGAACUUGUGAAAAUGUUUUGUCUCAGCUCAACUAGUUGGUCUCCCUUUUAUUUUUCAAUGGAAAUCUUUUUUAUUAAACAUGAAGGUUUAUUAAGAUUUGCUUUUUUAGAGUUUGAAAAUGCUGUAAAAGAAAGAUAUCUGAAGUCUCCUGAUGAAAGAGAAGUUGCCAUUAAAAAAUUAGUUAACUACUUUGAAAAACAGAGACAGAAUGAUAUACAGACCCCAGAGAUGCUGUUCAGUAUGGUGAUAAGAAGAGUAGCUGAAGAACUGCCAUACCUACAGAGUGAAAUCAAUGACAAACAUGGGCUCAUCAAAACUUUAAGUGAUGUCAGAAUUUUCCAUGUUCUGGAAAAGAAAAAUGAAUAUGAGCUUAUAGAUCUGUUGAAUUGUACAGGAUGUAAACAGGAUGAAAUAGUUGAGUUACUCUUUGCAUCCUAUGACAAGGCUAUUACUCAUUUAUAUAAUUAUCAGCAGGAGAAUGAGACAAUAAAUGAGGAGCCUCCAGGGUAUUUGCUUAUGCCAGUUCUAGAAUCUAUGAAGAAGAUAUUUUCUAUUGCUAAUUAUCAUAGAGCACAUGUAAAAACUCUCCUUCGAAUCAUUAACAUAUUGGAGGGCAUCCAUAACAAAGUAAAUGAUACUAUAAGACAGACUAAACUCAGAGAAAAUAGAUAUUUUUUGGCCUGUGCGUAUGUGGAUAAUACAGAAUAUGAUAAAGCGCAGGAGCUUCAUGAAUCUGUCAUGAUGGAAUGCAGGAACAUGCUGGAACUCAUCAAGGAAGAUAAAGUAAUCAAGCAAACACUUGCAUAUACAUGUAAUGGACUUGGCAUUUUGCAUUUGAAGCAGCAACAUUAUGAAGAGGCUGAGUCUCUGCUAAAAGAAUCACAGAUAUUGCAUACAGAAAUUGAAAAUGAACUUUGUGCAGCAGAAGCUGUCCAGAACCUGGGAAUAGCAAAACUAGAAACUAAUCAACCAGAUGUGGCUUUAAAACAUUUUCAAGAAGCAAUGAAGGUGUUAGAAAGUGUAUAUUUUGGUCACCUCCCCCUGGAAGUGGGAAAUCUGCUGACAAAUAUGGCUCUUUGUUACAGACGAAUGGAGGACUUUGACUUGGCUGAAGCUAUGUAUCAAAGAUCUUUACAAGUGAAAGCUAAAGCUGUUGGUUGGAAUCAUGAAGUGAUUGCAACUUGUUAUAUGAAUCUUGGGACUCUUGAGUUCUAUCGUAAGAACAAUUGUAAAGCUGAGGAGUACACAAGGAAAGCUAUUGAAAUUUAUGAGAAAAAUGAAGUCAAGCUAGAGCAGAAUGAGAUGUGGAUGGCUCAGGAGAAUCUUGUUGCAAAUCUUAUUGCACAAGAGAAAUGGGAAGAAGCUUUGCCCAUUUUCCUCAAAGUUUUUAAGUUGGUGAAAAAAGAGAAUCUGAUAGACCAAGCAUCAGCAUCAAUUCACAGAGAAAUGAUCCGCUAUAUGACCCAUGUGAAGAUGUUUGAAGAGUCAGCUGAUGUUGCCAUUUGUCAUAUUAAUUCCCACAAACAAAGGCAGCCAAUUUUCUAUCUGCUGUUAGACUUCUGUGACAGACAGGCUGCUUUAUCUUCUGAAAGCCAACCACCCAAGAGGGAUAAAACACUUAGUGUUAGAUAUGCACUUGAGGAAAUUUGGCCAGGCAAUAAUGAACUGACAGCUUAUAUUGCCCAAACAUAUCUAGUACCAGACAAUAACCUUGCAGAACUACUCACACUGGUAAAUAAAAUGGAUGAAAUGAAUCCAAAUUUUACUUGGACCUGUUAUAAAGUUGCAGAAGAAUGGUGUGCUGAUAAUAAAAAAAUGGCCUUAGCCGUGUUGACAAAAGGUUUAGAAAAAUACCCAGAUUCUAGUUACUUGAAGAGCAAACUUUUUGAUUGUCACAGAGAUCUCAAACAAUUCACUGAAGCAUAUUCUUUGGUUAAAGAAGUUAUAGCUUCCGAACCUGAUAACCAAGCACUUUUGCUAGUGGCAGGAGAUGUUGCAUGUAAAACUGGAGACCUUGAACUCUGCAUGGAAUUGUGGGCAAAAGUAUCACUUAUGCCUGAUACAAAUUUAUCACAAAUGGCCAAGUCAGCUCUUAAAAAUAUUCAAGAUUACCUAGAUUCAGAAGACAAAACCAAUACGUAGUUAGAAAUAAAAUGAAGUCAAUUGCUCAAACAUUGUAUUUAUAAAUCAUAAUUUAUUUACACCUUAUACAUCACAAAAUUGUCAUUAAUUUAAUUUAAUUCCAUGUUUAUUGCCAGUUAUUGAUUCAUGUAUGUUCAUAAAAUGAUCGUUUCUUGUCAUUACAUUUGAAUAACUAGUAAAUGUUAUUGCUACCCAAUUUUUAUAAUCCUGUAUCUUGAAUCAAGUAGAGAAAUUCAUAUGAUUAUUAUAUAAUGUAAAUAAAAGUUAACAUUUAAAAUGUGUUGUUUAUUUAGUGUGGCUUUAUAUUGGCUAAAUAAAGACAAAUAAGAAAAUUACUUUUUUUUUAAAACGUAGUAUCAAUUAGUUUGGAUCAGUCAUGUAAUUAAAUUUGUAACAGAUCAAGAUGUAACAAUAAUCAAUCAUUGCGAUUAGAAAUAUUUUUACCAAUUGUUUUUGUUCAGCGCAAUUUCAUGAUUUUAGCUUUCUCAAUAGGCUACGAUCCUUUUCACUUGUCUGGACCAUGUGGGAAAGGGUUGGGGUGAGAAAGAAGGGGUAUCAGGGUGAAUGUUACCAUGAUUGCUGUUAUUAUAAAGUUUACAUUUUUUAUCACUAUUAUUAAGUUUAUAAAAAUUCAUGAUUUUAGCUUUCUGAAUAAGCUAUGAUCCUUAUCACUUGUCUGGACCAUGUGGUAAAGGAGUAGGUUGAGAAAGAAGGGGUAUCAGGGUGAAUGUUACCGUGACCACUUUUAAAA